Molecule: messenger RNA, 2485 nt
Organism: Pocillopora verrucosa
Lineage: Eukaryota; Metazoa; Cnidaria; Anthozoa; Scleractinia; Pocilloporidae
Source: RefSeq, a predicted model, not a curated record
CGGCUCGUAUUACAUGUUACAUGAGCUCCUUAGUUUUUGGCGCGCAAUUUGUCUUAAAUUUCGAGCAGUUAGCUAGUUCAAGUAGCAGCGUGGAGAGUUCCAACUUGUGUUUAAUUAGAACACAAUAUCAAAUCCCAUAUCCUCUGCCAAGGCAACAAAGAUGUCUUUAAAGAUUGACUGUGCUUGGGCAAGAGUGUUUCUUAGAGAAACUAAAAGUUUAAGCAAAACUGAAAGGAUUCCCGGUGAAGGAAAUACAAAGUUUGCUGCUAGAUUGCUGCAAGAUAGAUUUAAAAUCUUCAAUGAACAUUUUCAAGAAUACCCUGGGCUACACAUAAAACGGGAAGACUUCAUGCGGCAUUACAGAACCAUUGAUGAAAAAUUUUACAACUGGAGAAGUAAAACCGAAAAAGAAGCAUACCUAACAGCAUUUUCCUCAAUGAACUGGAAUGAGGGCAAAGUAAUUAGUAAAGAAGGGAAAAAAGAUCACUCAUUGACCAGCUGCCAGGCCUGCCUUUUAUUCAACUCUCAAUUACAAUCUACCUUCCCUAUAAGUAAGUUUUGCAGAGGUGCUAGGAAAGGACCUCUGACUGAACUUAACACAAAUGUCAAGAGACAAUGUCAGAGAGAACCUAAGGUCACAAAAAGGAAAUUAAAAAGCAUUGGGGAAGCAAUAUAUGCCACUUACAAUGAAAAAUGCCAGGAAAACUUUCAAAAAUCACUAAGUGACAUUCUAGUGCUUGUCCCUGAAGCAGGUCUUCAAAAGAAGCCUUCACCUGCUGAAAAGAAAAAAAUGAAGAGAAAUGAGCGAAGGCAAACAAAAAAAGAACUAGAGACCAAAAUGUCACAAAAUGACAGUGCAGUUCACCUUAGCCUUCGUCAGUCUUACAGUUCAAGACAAAUCCAAAGAAUGGCCCUGUCCUUUGAAACCUUUGAAGAGGCCGAGGAGAGAGCAAAAACGACCCCACCAAAGGUCAGGGAACGAUCCCACACAGCUUCACUUGCUAACAUAGAAGGAAAGUUGGACCAGCUACUUGCAGAUGUAGAGUCAUGGCCUGAUGGUCCUCCAAACUGGUCAGAAAAAGCCAGAAUGUACAACAUCAAAACCAAGGGAAGUGAUUCGACACCUGGCAAUGGAGGGCAAUUAGUCAAAGCCUUUUUAAACUCAAACAAAGUAGACAUUACCCGAUUUAAGCCCCCAUCAGAAGUGCAUCUCAAUUCAGAGGAUGGCCUUACAGGAUUCAGGGUACGCAGAGCUAUGAGGAAGCAAAAGGGGGGAGAAAUUUCUGUGCCUGUGAUGCAAUCAAAUAAACAACUCAAGCAAAGCAUCCAUGAGGGAAUAGAGAGUGGCAAAUUCAACAUAGGAGAGCCAGUGAUAGAAAGAGAGAUUACCAAAUUGGCUAUAAAUGCACAGGGAGAGAUAGAGCAGAAGAAAUGCCACUUGCAAGCAAGGAAAAUUCCCUUCCAAGACAUUAGAAAAGAAGCAUUGAUUAAAAACAAAGACCUCCUUCGAAUAAAAAAUGAUGCAUUUUAUGAAGAGCUCAGUGAAAGUGAGAUUCGUGCAGAGCUAGAAAAGAUCAGUGAGGAUAUAAGGGGAACACAUGAUGAAAUCAAACAAAGGCUGAAAAGCUUUCAACGGAAGAGGCAUUGGCUGAUUUGGCAUGACCAUUCAACCCUUUCAAAUUAUGGUCACAUGCUCUUUUGUGUGAGAGAGAUGUAUGACCCAGCAAUUCAUUUCUCUGAUGCAGAAGCUAGAGUUCAAUAUGGAAAAGAUGUGGAUGUCCAGGCAACAGUGGAGAGGCCCUAUCUGUAUAUGCUGGGGCAGAGCAGUUCCAGUAUUGAAGAUCAGAUAAAAUUUGUUCCAGCCAGACAUGAUGAUUUAGUAAAUUUAACCCAAAAAGUGAAAACAGAGGAGGAUGUUGAAGUAGAAGAUGAGAUGAGAUUCAUGAAUGGAGACAACCCUGCAGCAAACUUUGAAUGCGAAAAUCAGCAUGGAGGGCAUUAUGGUUGCCCAGGUUGUGAUGGGCAUUUAAGCAUGUGCCACGAUCUAGAUUACAUGGCCCAAAGAAAGUACAGAACAUUGACCGAACGGCAACAGCUGGUGUUAGCAGGAAGGAAAGGAAAAGAGGCAAAACAACUCCUGAACCCAUUUAAAGAUCUCAAGGUCAACGAGCUACGAGCUGAAAUUGAAGCAAGAGGACUUGGAGAUUCAGACAAAACGAAACCAGAACUUGCAAAAAUUUUAAAUGAAGAACUUGGAGGGGCAACAAGAAUUCCAGCACUGUUGUUUGGGGAUGAGAGUGUUUCUGUGGAAAGUCUCAACCUCCAUUCCUAUGAGGUACUGUGUUUUGAAGCUCUUCACUGCUCCAUGAAUCACAUUAAAAACAUUCUGGAAGAAAUCCCACAUCACAUUUCUGACAUCGAUACACUGAUAAAACUUAAAGAAAUACUGGCUGUCCAACUUAACAAAGAGAAAAACGAGGAGUAG